Molecule: messenger RNA, 5410 nt
Organism: Sarcophilus harrisii (Tasmanian devil)
Lineage: Eukaryota; Metazoa; Chordata; Mammalia; Dasyuromorphia; Dasyuridae
Gene: SACK1F
Product: family with sequence similarity 83 member F
Exons: 5
Coding region: 176-1705 (509 amino acids)
Source: RefSeq, a predicted model, not a curated record
GGCCCGAAGCUGUCCCGCCAGGAUUGGGCGGCGCCCGGCCGGGGGGCGGGGCUCCCGCCAGGUGAGUCUGGGGCCCGGGCCGGCCCCGCCCCGCCGUGGGCGCCCAGGUGCGGUGCUGCCAGAGCCCUGGGAGCCCCGAGCAGAGCCGGGUGGAGCGUCCCAGCCGCUGGCCGUCAUGGCCGAGUCUCAGCUGGGCUGCCUGGACGAGGCGCACGUGAACGAGAAGGUGACGGAGGCGCAGGCCGCCUUCUACUACUGCGAGCGGCGGCGGGCCGCCCUGGAGGCGCUGCUGGCCUCGGGGGACCGGGCCUACCACGAGUUGCUGGCCAAGGAGCGGCUGCGCAACUUUCUGUCCGAACCCGAGCGCCUGGCGCUCCGGGCCGACUGGCGCCCCUAUGAGGUGCAGGCCCCGGGCCCCGGCAAGGGCAAGGGCAGGAGCAAGGGCCAGGCUCCCGCCCCUGCCCCCGCCGAGCCCGCAGCCUCGCUGGCCUACUGGCCCGACCGUUCGGACACCGAGGUGCCCCCGCUCGACCUGGGCUGGACGGACAACGGCUACUAUCGGGGCGUCAAUCGCGUCACCCUGCUCACCCACCCCCCCAAGGAGGAGAAGGCGCCCCACCUCAAGGAGGUGGUCAGGACGAUGAUCCAGCAGGCCCAGAAGGUCAUUGCGGUAGUCAUGGACCUUUUCACAGAUGGGGACAUCUUCCUGGAUAUCGUCAAUGCCGCCUAUAAGAGACGGGUCCCCGUGUACAUAAUUCUGGAUGAGGCAGGAGUCAAGUUCUUUCUAGAGAUGUGCCGGACCCUGGAGCUCAAUGAUUUCCGAAUCCGGAACAUCCGAACUCGCUGUGUGACUGGGGUCGGGUUCUAUAUGCCCGCCGGCAAAGUCAGAGGGAGCCUGUCCUCCAGGUUCCUGAUGGUGGACGGUGACAAGGUAGCCACGGGGUCUUACAGCUUCACAUGGCGCUCCUCCCACGUGGACAGAAAUCUCCUCCUGGUACUGACGGGGCAGCACGUGGAGCCCUUUGAUGUGGAAUUUCGGGAGCUCUACGCCAUCUCGGAAGAGGUCGAUCUGUACCGAGAACUGGGCCUGACGGGCCUCAAAUAUUCAUCCACGGUGGCGCGUAAACUGAUCAACCCCAAGUACGCACUGGUGGCGGGCAGCCGCCAGCCCCCUGGGGAGAUGAUGCGCUGGGCGGCCCGCCAGAAGCAGGAGGCCCAGGCCGGGGGCAAGGAGGAGCCGGAGGAGGGAGGCGGGGAGGGCUCUGAGUCGGCCCGGCGCCUCGACAGCUUUCUCCAUGACCUGCUCACGCUGGACCAGAUACUGCCCGUGAUGGACCUCCCCGCCCUGGAGAAGGCGGCCUGGAAAGGUGACAGGUUGUAUUCCCCCAGACUUCCAGAACCGAAGCCCAAGGGCAAGGAACCAUCCAUCCGGGGCAGGAAGACUGAGACUAACGGUGCAGCCGCCAGCGGCAAGGAGGGCAGACGGUCGGGCAGCAGGUUCAGCUGGAGGCCCAAGCGUGCCCAGGCCGCCAACGGCAUGGUCAAUUCCCACUCCAGUGAGACCUUCUCUGAGGGGGAGUUUGUGAUAGUCCGGAGGCCGGACCCGGGCACCCACAGCCCCAGCAAUGGCGUCCACAGCAACGGCAGCGUCUCAGGUAGAACAAGCCUUAGUCCUGCCAAGUCGAACAACUGUGUGAUUUCCUGAGUUAUGGUGACCACGUUGGGCAGGACCCACAGACUGCUCAAGACUUCUUACACUCCCUUAAUUCCAAUAACUGUCUUGACAGGGAUCUCCUGGAUGGGACCCCUCGGGAGCCGGCCCAUUCACACUUCGGUCUGCAGCCUUCCGCCCUCUGGACCUCUGCCGGUCUCCCGAAUGAUGGCUGUGGGUCCCGGACAAAGUUAGUGCCAUGCUGGAUGAAGUCAGCUCCGUGUUUACAUUUAGUGGGAGUGGGAAGGGACACCCCUCCCUUUGUGCCUCAACUUGAUGGGAACUGAGAAAUCCUACUGACCUUGAUGAUUGUCUUCCUCCUCCCCCUUUUCUGCUUCCUGCUGGUGAUUCUGGGUCCUUGGGGAAAGCUGGAGGGACAGAGAGAAGGCUGAUGGUUGGGGGAGUUGGGGGAUGAUACCCUCAAACACUGGAAGGCUUACUAGAGAGCUGAGACUCUUUCUCCUGGACCCCAGAGGAGCGAUGGGUACAUGUUACAGAUGGGUAGAUUUAGGUUUGAGAUCUCAAAGAGGAAUGAACUGCCUUUGGCGGGGGAGCGAGUGCCCCUUUCAUGGCGGUAUAAAGGGGGAAGCUAGAAAUGGCUGGCCAUUUGUUUGGGAUGCUAUGGAGGCAGACUAGGUGCCUCUGAGAGCUUUGCCAUUCUGCACAGGGAGAAGUAGAUGUGAAGGGGAAAGAGGCACAUUUGUCUACUCUUUGGUCCUUAGAUAAGGAGAAAAUUUAGCUUUCUAAACCACCGAGAUAAUUUCCAAAAAACCAGAUGGGGAAACGGGUGGGCUCUGACUGGCUGCCAGGGAGGAUGGAUGUCGGAAGGCUUCCUAGAGAUUGGAGGCCCAGGAAGGUGCAGGAAUUCCCAGAGGCCUCUGCCUAGAACAUGAGGCCCAGGCUGAAGUCUUAUACCUCCCCCAAAGCACCUUCUCUUACUGCCUUUUUCACACGACAGCUUCACAGAAAUGAAUGAACUUUGGAACCCACCUAGCUGGUCCAACCUCUCCAUUGUACAGCUAAGAAAAGAGAUUCCCCGUGGGGCUGGAGAUGGGGGGAGGGAGUGACUCAGUUCUACAUAGGUACUAAGCGAUUAUAGCUCACGUUUCUCUUUCAGGGAUUCUUAAUCUGGUCUUGGAACUCGUUUUUUAAAUAUUUUGAUCACUCUGUUUCGGUAUAAUUGGUUCCCUUUGUUAUUCUAUGUAUUUUUUUAAUGCGUUUGAAAACAUGAUUUGGAGAAGAAUCUCUAGCCAGACUGACCGCCCAGAAGAAUGCCCAGGAGGACCAGAGAAGGUUGGGAACAUGGCCAGAGAAGAGCAUUGGGUCUGAGAGUCUAAGUCCAUGCAUUCAGUUUGUCUCCGUUUCUUCUCUAAAACACGAGGUUAGACUGCUGGGGUCUAAGGGACUCCCGGCUAUCAGUGUGUGAUCCUAAUAUAGUCAAUGCAAGUGUGUGCCCAUUUUACAGAUGAGCCCAACAUUUGACGGGCUUGGGAAUAGGGCAAUUUUUUGUUUACGCUCUCUUCCCUGCCCUGCCAAGGGGAAACAUCUUGAGACCUGGGGUAUUUUGCUUUUGUAUUUGUAUCCCCAGCAAAUGCAGCGUCUUAUUAUACAUUUGUUGAAUCAAUUUCUGGGAGUAAUUCUGGUUGGAGCGGAGAGCACUGUGGAGGGUAUGUUGGCCCUAGGAGGCUGUGGGUACCCAGCGUCCCACCAGCGCCGAGUUCCGAUCCUGUCUCUGAAAUUCAGGCUAAGAUGGUCUUCCCCCCACAGGCUGGGCCAAUGGCCAUGCUGCCGGGCCGAGGCUACCAGCCUGGAGUGUGCCCACAGCUAGUGCCUGGGUGUGUGCCCAGGUUAAGGCGGAACAAUAAAGAACAAGGAGAUUGGGCUCCCAGACAGCGGAAGAACCGCGUUUCCACUCCAUCUCUAGAGAAAUGUGAGUUGCUGUCCCCCUAUAAUUAAAACCCAGCGCCCCUAGCCACUCGGCCCAUGGAGCAAAGGAACCAGAUGGCCUGUGACUUUCAAUGAGCAAACUGUUCCCCCCUCUUAGGAUCCUCAGUUUCUUCAUCUGUAAAAUUAUAUAAUUUCAGUUCUAACAGUCUCUAGAUUUAUCAAAGCACCAGACUAUGGAAGUCGGGAACAGAACAGAGGUGAGAACGGUACCAUCCUAGCCUAUGUGAUACCCCAGUAGGGCUCAGUCAGAGGAGCUGUGUCUGAAUCCUGCCUUUGAUGUUUCCUACCCUAAAAUGGGCAUCUCAUUGCCCCUUAAUUUCCUCAUGCAUAAGAUGAAGGUAUCCCCUAUAUGACAGAGAUGGAGACCACCGAGCUCACCUCAGCUACAGCCUGAUUUUUAGCCUUUUGGGGAAAUACAAGUGGAACCACCGGAGGGGAGGGGGUCAGGUAGGGGAGGCGCCAUGUUGAAGUCGGAAGCCAGAUUCUCACUGGUCUAGCCCAGAUCCAGGCUCAUUUUGUCCAUGCGUCUUCAAAUAAUUUUUCUUUUUUAAAUCUUUAUUAAAAGGGAGAGCUUGAUGGGGGAGCGGGGGGAUGGAGAGGAAGAAGGUCAUAAAAAACAGUGAGUUGGUGAGAGGGAGAAAGUGGAUCUGGAAAUGAUGCAAUGGCCCAGAAAGAUGAUCUGUCCUGAGAGUCCCAAGUGUAAGAGCUAGGAAGCCUCGGGGUGGAGGCUGGUACCACCCUCCCUGGGCUUGAGUUGUCCCCAUUGGGUUAGACCGCGCAGGAAAGUUCUGGGGAUUAAACAUUGAAUGUACACGUUCUGAGGGGGCACAGGGGAAGUUGGUCAGAGGGACAGAGACUAUCCCAGCUACCUUUGCAGGGAGGGCUACAGAUGGGACCAGUGGUCUUGCCACGGCCCUAAUCCUUCAGUCGGAAGCUAUUCCCACUUGUUUGCUUACAGAAAGGAAAAGGUAACUGUUUCCAAGGGGGAAUGAUGCUGACCCCUCCUCUGAAAUCAGCUUCUCAGUCCAGCUGGACACUAGCAGAGUCCUGAGGAGAUGUGGUCCAGGAAGAGGAAAGAUGGGAAGUGAUGGAAGCAGGGGGUAUUCCCCUGGGAGGCGACCUGGAGAAGGGGGAGGGGGGAAGAAUGGAGUGAAGGAGAAGAACUGGCCCAGCCCAUUAUGCUCCUCCCAUACACAGGCCCCUGGCUGUGUGCCACAUGUGUGUGUGCAUUCAUAUACACAUAUUUACUGCCAUGUACACAUAUAAUGUGUGUAUUAUAUACAAAUAUAUUCUGCAUACAUUCAUGUCUAGAUUUCGCUCCCUCCUGGCACAUAGUGUAGAUGGGAAACAUGCUCCACGUGUGGAGACGAGUCAUUGCCGGACGUUCAGACUCACCUGGGCCCCUGACAGGUUAAAGGCCCAGCCUGCAGUCUCAGUCUAAGGACUUGGGCCCGGGUCUUUCUGACUCUGGGGACUGCCUGCCCUCCCCACUUAGGACACACUACCUCUCUUUCCUUGCACAUAUAAAUAAUCUUUGAAUUCAACUGUAAAUGAAUGUAAAGAUGGAGAACUAAGGCUAUACAAUAUUGUACAAAAUUUGUUACUGUAUAGGUGUUGCUGAAUUGUGGGGUUUGGUCUAAUUUUUCUUUUUUAAAUCUUCGUUAAAAGGGAAAGUUUGAUGGGGGUGGAGAGGGAGAAGGGGGAGAUGAAUGUGAAGUAAAAAAAAAAAAAUAAGCAACCAGAAGAUAAUAA